Molecule: messenger RNA, 1520 nt
Organism: Homarus americanus (American lobster)
Lineage: Eukaryota; Metazoa; Arthropoda; Malacostraca; Decapoda; Nephropidae
Exons: 1
Coding region: 231-1028 (265 amino acids)
Source: RefSeq, a predicted model, not a curated record
CGCAGGCGGUGUGGAGACUUGGGAAUGUAUUUAAGAGGGACGUCGAUCUCAUUCUAUUACACUUGGGCUCAGGACGUCGGUGGUGCUUGAAUACUGGUGCUCUAGCUGCUACUGCUGCUGCUGACAUCACUAAUAAUUCAUAUUAUGUGGACAGUCUGAAGUUGUGACGAUAGUAAAGAUUUAGUUCAAGUACGCUUCCCAAUUAUCAGUGAUACAUUACUUCAGUGACAAUGGCGACUGGUAAAAAAGGAUUGAACACGAGGAGCACGACCUACCCUACUCACGAUACGACGAAGAACAAACUUAGGUUCUCUUUAAGGAGGAUGAACAGUUUUGACUGCAGUUACGACGACCCUUGUCUCCUGGAGGAGGACAAGAGCGCGAGGGAGGUUUCAGCGGAGGGUCGAGCGAGGACAUGUUACUUCCAGUACGCACACACCUCCACCGCCUCCUCGGCUCCUGGACAUAAGUUGUUGAGGUUCUCUGAUGAAUGCUGGUGUGGUCCUACACCCGAGCAAAGAUAUAUUUCUCCGCUCAAGUCCAAGCAAAGAUUGAACUCCAAGUACAGCACAGUUGGCAACGUAGAAAAACUGGUGGACUGGCAGCGGCAGUCACCUGACAGACACAGUGUCAGUCCCUCCAACAGUCAGGACGCUGGCCAACGACACAGCCGCUCGACAGAAAGACGCACUGGUAAAACUGGCUCUAUACUGGAACGAAGAAAACAGUUCUGCUCCUCUGUCAGCCUACCACCACUGUCAAAGUCGCCACCAGAACCAGUCUCCACAGUGAACAACAGCAACACACCAGCGCCAUCAACCACAGUUUCCACGGAGGGUCGCAGGCGUCGGUCACAAUUCAGGAGGGCGUGGUCACUGUUCUCUCUUUCAUGCGAUAAAGAUGUUCAGCGAAGGGAGAAGUCACCUCCGCAGCGGAUCCUACGGCCGCCCACCCGUCGUACCUACCGUCGAGGAGUGUCCGGCCUGCCAAUCCAGUGCUCCACAAACACAUUAGGUCUUGCGUAUUAAAACUAAUGUAAGGAGGGCCUUGAAUGGCCCGUGAUAGUGGACUUAAUAUGUUUAUAAAAGCUCCAUCACUCCUUUGUUAAAGUUAUCAGAAUUAUCAUCACAUAGUUAAGAUUCAACAAAUACCAGAUAUUAAUUAAAUUUAACCUUGAUUCUGAUAACAAGUAAACACAUUACUACAGACCAGACCUUUGUUUUUAUUACUACAUUGAAUGUAUCAUCACAUCAACUAUAUAAUGCAACCAUUUAUAUAAUAUGAGUAAACUGUACAAAAAUUAUGUUCGCAUUCUGUAAAUCUCAGAAAGUUAUCACAUAUGCUGUUCCAAAGAUAUAUCUCCCUUUAUUAAUGGUUAACGACCAAACAGACAAACGUUCAUCUAUUCAUUAAAAAAAAAACUUUUAUCUUUCUAUGCUAAAAGAUGUUUCCUAUAUCCUUGCUACGGAAAGUGGCUUUGUAUAUUUUUAUGUUCAUAUAAAAUAUAUAUAAUUAUAUCA